Molecule: messenger RNA, 1220 nt
Organism: Mercenaria mercenaria
Lineage: Eukaryota; Metazoa; Mollusca; Bivalvia; Venerida; Veneridae
Product: neuromedin-U receptor 1-like
Exons: 1
Coding region: 126-1220 (364 amino acids)
Biological process (GO): G protein-coupled receptor signaling pathway
Cellular component (GO): plasma membrane
Molecular function (GO): G protein-coupled receptor activity
Source: RefSeq, a predicted model, not a curated record
UGCUUAUAUGUAUUAAUAAGUUAAGCUCUCUGUUCAAGAAAGGAUAAUUUCUGUAAAAUAUUAUCAGGUGGAUAAAAAACGUUUCAUUUCCUGAAAGUGAUAGGAACAGACUCGACACGCAGACUAUGGAAGCGUUUGACAACACAUCAAUGUGUCUUUACACGUUCGAAGUAGUCGAGGAACUCGUCGGGAAAAAUAUUACUGAAGACGAUGAUCUUACCUGGCCAUGUGAACUGAGAUCGUUUUGGGUUGAAAUUCUUCCUCUAGUGCAAACUGUCCGAGUUUUACUGUCGUACGGUACAUCGUUUGUAGUGAUACUUGGUGUGCUUGGAAAUCUUUUAUCCUUUGUAGUGUUGAAUCAAAAAGAGAUGAGAAAGAAUCCUCCAAAUCUGUAUUUAUCCGUUCUUGAAAUUUACGACAUGUUUACACUCGUAUUUAAUUUCAUGAUUGGUGUACUGCGAGGGAACUUUGAGGCUGUGAACACUAUUUUUCAGGACAGUGAGGCAUUGUGCACGAUACACAGUAUAGUAGUAGAAUUAUUCAAUAUGCUUUCUGUGUGGAUAAUAGUUGCAUUUACUGUGGAGAGGUACAUUAUGAUAAGAUUUUGCUUGAAAGUUAGGCCUUCACGGAGAAGAACUGGUGUAAUUAUCGCGGUACUAUCAUUUAUUAUAUUUCUUAUAUCACUGCACAAGAUAGCAGUGUCAGGAUUUGAGGGCGACUCCGUAUUUGGGUACAAAGCGUGCAAAACGAGGAGAAUUAUUUUCAAAGAAAUAAUAUCAGUAGGUGUUGCUUUAAAUACGUGGGUACCAACGUUGUUAAUUGCGACGGUAAACGUCGGUAUCAUUCAGGAAAUGCGUAUCAAUCGAAGACGCCAUGAUUACCUAGGUCAGAUGGAGUUUUCAGAGGCUGACGAAAGAACUGCAAAAUUACUGCUACUUGUUUCAACGAGAUAUGUGCUCCUUGUGCUGCCCCUAGGUAUUGUGCAAACUAUCGAACUGAUCUGGAACAGAAUGAAUGCUGUUUCUCCAGGACACCCAUAUUAUGUGAGCUUUAUGAUCACAAAACUCAGAUUGAAAUGGACUCGAGCCUUCUUCUUUUUCUUCUACCAAUUAAACUUCGCUAUAAAUAUAUUUCUAUAUGUGGCCUCGUCGUCAGCAACCAAUUUCCGAUCAAAUUUACGCCGAGUGCUUGGAAUUAAACAACAUGCAGAAAGCUCUUGA